Molecule: messenger RNA, 2668 nt
Organism: Schistocerca gregaria
Lineage: Eukaryota; Metazoa; Arthropoda; Insecta; Orthoptera; Acrididae
Product: UDP-N-acetylglucosamine--peptide N-acetylglucosaminyltransferase 110 kDa subunit-like
Exons: 4
Coding region: 212-2329 (705 amino acids)
Molecular function (GO): protein binding
Source: RefSeq, a predicted model, not a curated record
ACUUGUUUCGCGAAGAUAAUUAUCGUACCAUACUGUCGAGUACUAGUGUGGAAAGCUCCUUCAAACAAUAAGUAGAAGGCAUAAACUCACAAUAGUCAGAGAUAUUCUAUACACUUUUUGAAUUUUAGGCAGCUUUACACCCAACUGUUUCAUUUGUGCAUUUUCAAAAUUAUCUAUUUUGCUUCAAAAUCACCGCCUACUCCCGGUUUCUAUGUCAAAUAACAUUAUAAGUAAAGUUUACGCUUGCCGAAUUCGUUCAUCCAAGGUUGUAUCGAACUCUAAAUAUGAUUUAGGAAACCGAAAGAACGAUUUGCCUACUCUGAGGUGUUGUCUCCCAAUAGGGCGAGGGUUAUUUAGAGGCGAUCGCUUUUUUCUCGGCAAUCCGAAAUUAGAUAGCCUUUUAGUAAAAACCCGUCCCUUCUGUACAAGUUCAAAUAGGCAGACGAAAGCCAAUCCAGAUGGCUUCGAAAAGGCCAGAGAAACUUCACUUGCUGAAUUAAUCCAUAUGGUUGAUAGUUAUAGGGAAAAUUCUAGCCAAGAGACCAAACCGUUUGUCUCGAGAGAAGAUUUAGAGCAUACAUUAGUACAAGAAUAUCCAGAAGUUGUAGCCUUGCUUUACGUGAAGCAGCACAAACCGGCUCGGGCUCUGGCCAUUAUCAGAAAGGUAUCUGACGAGAUCAGCAAUAUAGAUCCCUCUAAACGUACAGAAGAGCAAAUCGACAGGUUGCACAGAGUUGAAGGAAUCCGAACGUUAGCAUUUCUGGAGAUGGGCGAAAUUGACCAAGCGUUGCAUUCUGCCGAUUCGCAAAUUGCUUUGAAGCCGGAUCACCCGGCUGGGCAAAGCAAUAAAGGGUGGGUUUUGAGCUAUAUGAAAGAUUUUGAGGGUGCAGAGAGAUAUCAGCGUAAUGCUAUUGAAAUAUCGGAGUCAUAUGCGCCAGCCCAUUACCGCCUGUCUUUGGUAUUGCGCAGGUUAAACCGGCUAGAAGAGUCUCUUAAAGAAGUGGAUUUAUCCAUUCAAUACGAUCCGGCGUUUUAUGAUUCAUUCAUUCAAAAAGCGUCUCUGUUAUUAGAAAUGAAUCGAGUGGAGGCAGCAAAAGAGGUCUAUAUCGAUUGUAUUAGACUCAAUCCGACAAGGCCGGAGGCUUACGCGGAAAUAGGUAAUCUGUUUUAUAUGUGUAAGAUGAACGAGAUAGCAACUAAGUUUUUGAAGGAAGCACUCCGCCGUAGUUCGAAUUGUGUUAACGCGAUGGUUUACAUGGGAAAUGUCUUAGCGACAUGUCAUCACGAUGCUGAGGCAUUGCGCUACUAUGAUAAUGCCUUGAAUGUAGACCCUACAUCGACCAAGGCACUUAUAUCUAAAGCUGCUAUCUUGGGGCGGCUAGGUAAGUACAACGACUCUAUCAACUGCCUAGAUGACAUUAUCGUUAGAGAUUCAAAUAAUGCUCAAGCCUACUAUCUCAAAGGUCAGGCUCUUCAAGGAAAGGCUAUGUACAAUGAAGCGAUUAGUUCUUUCGAAAAAGCCAUAAAAAUUGAUCAUCUAUUUCGUAAUGCCUAUGUAUGCUUGUUCAAGUUACUUCGUAAAUUAGGUCACAAUGAACAACUUCUUGCACUAAUUGAUGACGCCCUCACCAUAAUUCCUAAUUUCGACGACGCUUAUUAUAUUCGUGGCCUGGUAAGGCUCUUAUACAAGCAAACCGGUGAAGCAGUUGAAGAUUUGAAGAAAACUCUAGAAAUCAAUCCGCAUCAUGAGGCUGCACUUAUUGCUUAUGCAGCGGCCCUCGUUCAGGAUAAGAAAUUCGACGAGGCCCUAGAAAUCGUGGAGUCCUUGUCAAAAACCCGGUCUUCUUAUUUGUAUCACUUUAUUCGUGCAUCUAUGCUCUACAGCAAAAAUUGUUUUUCUGAAGCACUUGAGGACCUGAAUGCCGCAAUUUCACUUAACAACAAGCAUACGGGUAGUUACUUACUCAAAAGCAGCAUCUUGAAAGAACAAGAAAAUUAUGGUGAAGCGCUCGCAUGUCAUGAUACAGCCAUCAAACUCAACCCAGCAAUGGGGUCGCUCUAUAUCGAGAAAGGUAAUCUAUUGUUCAAACUCGGACAGGUUGAUGAAGCUUUCAAGUGCUACGACCUGGCGGUUGAAAAAGACGAACUUCUCACCGUAAAGUCACUAAGCGCUAAGAUUGCAGCUUUAGAGAGUUUGGAUCAAAUUGAAGAAGCAGAGGCGUUGAAGGUCAAGCUCGAAAACUUAAAAAUCAGCAAGGAUGAUGAAAGCUUAAAUGAUACAUCUAAGCGCGGGCGUGUAAGCCUCGCUUCUUUAGAAGACGUCUUGUAGUGUUUUCUGCGUGUGAAUGCAUAUGCACGACCGAGCAAAAACAACCUCAUUGUAACAAGUUUGUGUUGCACACACAAUUUGGCACAUGGCAUGUAGCCCGCGUUUUGCGUCUUUUCUACCCCUGUACAUGCAUUGUGUGUGGCCGAUUUUUUUUGACAUACGAAUGCCUUAUGGAGCGAUAGAGAAUAUACGGGCCACUUUGCAGAAGAGCAGUGUUAUUUUUUCAACACAAAAGAAACUCUCUAUGCACACGAUACAGAAGCCUGCUUUUUUGAAAACCUUACGUUUCGCGAUACUUCAGAUAAAAAAGCGUUGAUUACCGCGGGGGCGUUUAUCGUA